UCUGACGUGAGGACUGGAACUCAGCCUUGGCUCGCACCUGAGAGGGUGAAACUCCAUCUUUGGGACUUUAAAAAAAUGUAAGAAGUUUGACAAAAAUAUCACCAAAGAUUAUAAACAAAACCAGCCAGAGGAAAAGCUGGUAAUAUGGCAUGUUCAAAAAUCUCUACAGCAAAUAUCCUUGUUUUAGGGGUUAUACAAGUGAUGGUCGGCAUCUUUCAUGUUUUAAUGUGGUAUUUCUUAUUGGUUUUGUAUAUGGGACAAAUUAAAGGAACAUUUGGGACUUAUGAACCUUUAACUUACAAAACAGGAUGUGCUUUAUGGGGAAUUUUUUAUAUCCUUGCAGGGGCCUUCACAAUAAGUUCAGCAAAAAAACCCAGUCGCAAUCUGGUUUUAUGUGCUUUGACCAUGAACAUAGUUUCCAUAAUCCUAGUACUUGCUGCAGCAGCUCUGACAUUAAGUGAAUUGUCUCGUUUCCAAACUGUGUCAUAUAGAAACUUUGCACAAGCAAAACUGGGGAGGGAAGUUUCCCGUGUUUUACUGUUGUCCUACCCCUUGGAAUUUGUUGUGGCACUUGUAUAUUCAGUCAGCAGCUGUACACAGUUGUUAGGUGUCAGACACAGCAGCACCCUUACACGAAACGUUCAGUGGAGUGGAAGAGACGGGCUCUCCAUCACAGGUUGGUAUGAACCCAGGAAGCACACAGAACAAAUAUUACUUCAAUUGUACAGAAUAAAAAACCUAAGGAACAGAGAUAUUUUGCUCAAGCACCACCAGAACCCAGGUUUCAACAGUACUCUUUGA
Molecule: messenger RNA, 801 nt
Organism: Jaculus jaculus (lesser Egyptian jerboa)
Lineage: Eukaryota; Metazoa; Chordata; Mammalia; Rodentia; Dipodidae
Gene: Ms4a13
Product: membrane spanning 4-domains A13
Exons: 8
Coding region: 145-801 (218 amino acids)
Biological process (GO): cell surface receptor signaling pathway
Cellular component (GO): plasma membrane
Source: RefSeq, a predicted model, not a curated record